CUUUUAUUUCACUCUCUCUCUCUCUCUCUCUCUGAUUUUGAUUACAUUUCCAAGCAUGGCAGAUGCAUUGAAAGAAGAUCAGGUUGGCGAAUUCCGGGAAGCCUUUUGUCUCAUUGACAAGGAUUCCGACGGCCAUAUUACAAUGGAAGAACUGGCAGCGGUGAUUCAAUCAUUGAAUGAAAACCCCACAAAAGAAGAAGUUAGAGACAUGAUUGGUGAAGUUGAUGCUGAUGGGAAUGGGACCGUUGAUUUUGAAGAGUUUUUAAAUAUUAUGGCAAGAAAAAUGAAGGAAAAUGUUGCCGAGGAGCUGAAAGAAGCCUUCAAAGUAUUUGACAGGGAUCAAGAUGGAUAUAUUUCAGCUAAUGAGUUGAGGCAGGUGAUGAUAAAUAUGGGAGAGAGAUUGACAGAUGAAGAGGCAGAGCAGAUGAUUAAAGAGGCUGAUUUGGAUGGUGACGGUCACGUUAGCUAUGAAGAGUUCGCAAGGAUGAUGAUGCUGAAUUGAUUUCGAAAUCAAGUAGAGUGAUGCAUCCACCAUGACCAAUUAUAUAUAUAUGGUCAAUGGGAGCUGUGAGUCCCUUAAAUAUUUUUAGAGGGUGUGGGAGUGACAGCUCCCAAAUCGGACCUGAGGUUCAAUGCCAAAACAUGAUCUCACUUUCACUACUCUCUAUUUUAAAGCACUCUAGAGUUCUAGAUCCGGAGCUCCGAUUUUGGAGCAAUUGGAGUUCUAGUUUUACAGUACUUCGCAAUUAGCUUUAAUUUUAUGGAAGUUAGCUGCUUCAAGGGUGAAAUAUCCUCUAUGACCAGUACUUAGUA
This is a messenger RNA of Juglans regia (Persian walnut), 813 nucleotides long. Its product is annotated as calmodulin-like protein 11. Lineage: Eukaryota; Viridiplantae; Streptophyta; Magnoliopsida; Fagales; Juglandaceae. The transcript has 4 exons. Gene Ontology annotation, molecular function: enzyme regulator activity; calcium ion binding. Bases 56 to 502 code for a protein of 148 amino acids. The record is from RefSeq and is a predicted model, not a curated record.